Messenger RNA from Rhizoctonia solani, 399 nucleotides. Its product is annotated as endoplasmic reticulum auxin efflux carrier. The transcript has a single exon. NCBI's taxonomy places the organism in Eukaryota, Fungi, Basidiomycota, Agaricomycetes, Cantharellales, Ceratobasidiaceae. The record is from RefSeq and is a predicted model, not a curated record. Bases 1 to 399 code for a protein of 132 amino acids.
AUGGCCACAGCAGUACAUACAUUUGAGGAAUUCAUAAUUAUUACUCUACGAAGGCCCAAGCAGGGGCCAACAAGGUUCAGUGAGAUUAAAAACAAGCUGAUGGUACCAAGGAAGCUCUCCAGUUUACGCCCUCAAUCCCGCCGUGAAUUUAUGAAUGCGCUCAAGUCCCAACCCGGGUGGCCGGACCUAGUUCGACGGCGCUUAACUCACUGGCAUCCUACGACGUGUCAGGGUCUAGUCAUUCGUCACCAUUCCUCGACGAUGCGGCUCCGGUCGAGCGCGUUCCUAUGGCUCUGGGCUCUACGAUAUGUAUCGGCACUCGAGGAAUCAGAGGCGGGAGUCAUAGACUGGCACAAGGAGCUUGUCGGAGUCCCUUUGACUGACUCUACUAAAGCAUGA